Theobroma umbraticum is the source of this 1193-nucleotide messenger RNA. Its product is annotated as alpha/beta-Hydrolases superfamily protein. The record is from RefSeq and is a predicted model, not a curated record. NCBI's taxonomy places the organism in Eukaryota, Viridiplantae, Streptophyta, Magnoliopsida, Malvales, Malvaceae.
CAUUCAACAGAUUUUCUUCUUUUUCCUUAGCUUUUCAAUGAAGUUGAAAUUAUCAUCCCCCAGUGAAUCUGAUCUAGAUGACAAAUUGACAUUUGACAAUAUCCAAACGUUUAUUCAUCUUCACCAAAAUCAUUGAACUGAAAUACCUCAAAACCUGAAUUCGAAAUCCUGGUCGAAUUAGAGAGAUUACAAUGCAUCAGUUUAAGAUGUCAAAAUGCUUCAGCUUUACCGGAUCACGCGAUUGGUUCUAUCGCAAUUCCUUCGCCAAUGCUGGACUUCGUUCCGUUAGGACUGAUCUUGGCGAAGGCACUGUCAUGCACUGUUGGGUCCCAAAAAUCCAAAACAAAUCAAGGCCCAAUCUUCUUCUCGUCCAUGGCUUUGGUGCCAAUGCAAUGUGGCAAUAUGGACAGCAUCUUCGCCACUUCACGUCCCGAUUUAAUGUCUAUGUACCAGACCUUGUCUUCUUCGGUGAAUCCUACACAACCAGAACCGACCGGACCGAGUCGUUCCAGGCUCAAUGCGUGAUGAGGAUGAUGGAGGAACAUGGUGUGCCAAGAAUGAGCCUGGUGGGUAUAAGCUAUGGUGGGUUUGUGGGGUAUAGUAUGGCAGCGCAGUUUCCAGAAAAAAUGGAGAAGUUGGUGCUAUGCUGCGCUGGUGUUUGCUUGGAGGAGAAGGACUUGGAGGAGGGUUUCUUUAAUGUUGCAGAUUUGGAUGAGGCUCUGAGCAUUUUGUUGCCUCAGACGCCAGAGAAAUUGAGGGAAUUAAUGAGGUUUUCCUUCGUAAAGCCUGCAGCCAGGUGGGUGCCAAAUUAUUUUCUCACAGAUUUCAUUGAUGUGAUGUGUACGGAUUAUCUUGAAGAGAAAAGAGAGUUGAUCCGGGCAAUACUAAAAGAUAGAGAAUUCUCUAAUCUUCCUAAGAUCACACAGCGCACAUUAAUAAUCUGGGGAGAAGAAGAUCUGAUAUUCCCUUUGGAACUAGCCCACAGAUUAAAAAGGCAUACCGGGGACAGUGCAGAGCUUGUAGUGAUAAAGAAUGCAGGGCAUGCUGUUAACAUUGAAAAGCCCAAGGAGUUCAUCAAGCACUUAAAAUCAUUCCUUUUUGAUUCAUCUUCAUCUACUCCUUCCUCAGCUCACAGCGGUCUCCUAUUACGUUAUUGGUCUGAAUAUAAGUUUGGGUUAACAAAACACAAUUAG